CCAUGCAUGUUGUUCUAGGUCUGACCCCGCUCGCUUAUGUUGUGUGGUAAACUACUCUUUAUUCUAUGGGUGAAGUAAUCCAUCUGUUCGGAACGUGAGAAUUUUCAGUUCUUUUGAUAUUUUAUUUAUAAUUCUACCUUUUCAUGCCUUUCUGGAGUUUAUAAAAACGCUAAACAAAAUGUCAAUACAGUUUUUAAGUUUAUUCUACGUUACGGAUAUUUUUCAAAGGAAGUAUUAAGUGGCAGUAAUGGACCCGGCAGCACGCACAGCUGUGGGCAGCAGCUGAGGAAGUGUUGCUUGCAGGAUGGAAGGCCCGGAGGUGACGUUCCUGUUCCAGCUGGGGCUGGCGCGCGACACAGUGUCCAUCGCAGCCAGCGCGCUGGGGCUGAAGACGCUCAAGGAUCUCGCCUGCGAGUUCAUCAACAACAAGUUUCCAGAUCACGGCCUGACUCGCCUGAGCGAGCGUCUGCUGCUGUUCCGCCAUGACUACGCUUCCAGCAACGUCCUCCAGCUCAUCAACUCGGCCUCGGAGAUCGUGGACGAGACGCUGGUGGAGAUUGUGCUCACAGCCCAAGUGCCCACAGAGGAGGACAAGCCUAUCCGUCCUCAUGCUCUCGUCGUCCACUCCUACAAGGCUCCUACCUUCUGUGACUUCUGCGGCGAGAUGCUGUUUGGGCUAGUGAAGCAAGGUCUCAAGUGCGAAGGUUGUGGUUUAAAUUUCCACAAGCGCUGUGUCAUCAAGAUACCAAACAACUGCUCGUACACAAUAUUGAAUGGCAAGCGGAGACGGUCAUCCACCCUUCAUGUGCCACGCAGUCCGUCGGACACUGGGUCAACAUCAUCAAUAGCCUCGACUUCGGAUGAGAAUGGACUGCUGCAGCUGCCGUUGCUAUCGCAGAAGCAGAGCCGGUCCCCAUCGCUGGGUGGCAGGCCGCCCUGGGUGGAGAAGGAGCUAGCCUCGCGGAUCAGGAUCCCUCACACGUUCGUGCUGCACUCGUACACGCGUCCCACCGUGUGCCAGCACUGCCGCAAGCUGCUCAAGGGCCUCUUCAAGCAGGGCAUGCAGUGCAAGGACUGCCACUGCAAUGCUCACAAGAAGUGCAUCGACAAAAUACCCAAGGACUGCACCGGUGAGACGCAGCGCGACAACGCAGGAAGCGAGCCGGAGCGGGAGUGCGGGAGGUCCGUGGAUGACGACAGCGAUGCAGAGUCAGGGUCUCCCACAGAAGUCAGGAAGAUCCCAUCUCCAGGCACGCCGAUUGCUAAUGGCGGCUGUGUCAUUGAUAUGAUACCAUCUCAUGAUGGGGACUCUGCGAAAAGACCUACCAGCUCUUCGCCUAGCAACAACAUCCCUUUGAUGAGAAUUGUCCAGUCGGUGAAGCACACAAAGAGACGAGGCUCCAAGGUUCUCAAGGAAGGCUGGAUGGUGCAUUUCACCAAUAAGGACAGAAUGCGCAAAAGACAUUACUGGCGUCUGGACACAAAGUCGGUGACCUUGUUCCAAAGCGACACCGGCUCCAAGUACUACAAGGAGAUACCGCUGGCCGAAAUCUUGGCGGUGGAGAUUGCUCGUAUUCCGCAGGGAGAUGUGAUGCACUGCUUCGAGCUGCGCACUGCGAACGUGGACUACUACGUGGGCGAGGACCCCCUGUACGGCCUGAAGGAGGGUGUGAGCAGCUCCAACAACCUGCCACCGCAGGACAGCGGCGUGGGGGCACACCUCGCCAAGAGCUGGGAGACGUGCAUCCGGCAGGCGCUCAUGCCUGUCACCUCCAACACCAAGACUGAUGACACCGGGGAGCCAGAGGAGCGAGUGACGGACAUGAGUCAGCUGUACCAGAUAUUCCCCGAUGAAGUGUUGGGUUCUGGACAGUUUGGGAUCGUUUAUGGAGGAGUCCAUCGCAAGUCGGGUCGAUCCGUGGCCAUCAAGGUGAUAGACAAGCAGCGCUUCCCGACGAAGCAGGAGGCCCAGCUGAAGAACGAGGUGGCGAUACUUCAGAACCUGUCGCACCCGGGCGUCGUGAACCUGGAGCGCAUGUUCGAGACGCCGGAGAGGAUCUUCGUGAUCAUGGAGAAGCUGAAGGGAGACAUGCUGGAGAUGAUCCUGUCCAGCGAGCGGGGUCGCCUCACGGAGCGCAUCACCAAGUUCCUCAUCACGCAGAUCCUGGUUGCCUUGAAGCACUUGCACAACAAGAACAUAGUUCACUGCGACCUGAAGCCAGAGAACGUGCUGCUCAGCAGCGACUCUGACUUCCCUCAGGUGAAGCUCUGUGACUUUGGGUUCGCUCGCAUCAUUGGAGAGAAGUCGUUCAGGCGGUCUGUGGUCGGAACUCCUGCUUACCUGGCUCCAGAAGUCCUUCGCAACAAGGGCUAUAAUCGCUCACUUGACAUGUGGAGUGUUGGGGUUAUCGUUUACGUCAGCCUCAGUGGAACCUUUCCAUUCAACGAAGAUGAAGACAUCAACGAACAAAUCCAAAAUGCUGCAUUCAUGUACCCUCCUAACCCGUGGAAAGAGAUUUCGACUGAUGCAAUUGAUCUGAUCAACAAUCUGCUGCAAGUGAAGCAGAGGAAACGCUACACAGUUGACAAAUCCCUGGCUCAUAUCUGGCUGCAGGACUACCAGACGUGGCGCGACCUGCGAGAGCUGGAGGGCCAGGUCGGCGACCGCUACCUCACGCACGAGUCGGACGAUGCCCGCUGGGAGGGCGCCCGCCAGCGCCUCUGACCUCCCAGAGGGUGGGUCGCCUCCGCCAAGGUGCGCUUCUGCCAGCUCGUCAGGGCCUGAGGACAGUGUGCUGUGUGCUCAAGCGUGGACGUGUUGGUGACAUCUGUGUUGUUUCCUCACGUGCUAUACCACUGCAUAUAUUACAACCUGGAUAUGCCUAUCUGUCAUCAUGUAAAGACUUCAAGUUUUAGUUUAUUAUUGUAAAUAGAGGUGUGGGAAAUGCUAUUACUUUUGAUUGUUAAUAUUCUUGUUAAAACUUAAAAAGUUAAAUGUUCUUGCAUAUAUUAUCAGAACGGAAGUAGUUCUGAAAAUAUUGGAACAUUGAUCAUUGAACUUUUUAGCUUUACAUACAUCACACAUAUUUUGUAUGGCUUUUUGAGUACUAUAAAGUCCAUUGAAAAUGGCAGCUAUUUUAAAAUUAAGAGUUGGCAUUUAUUUAAUGCUUACUAAAUACCAUUAAAACUGACCAGAAUGUCAAUUUUUGUGGAAGUAUUGCUCGUUACAAGUAUUUUUUUACAACUAAUGGUUAGUUUUAAAUAUCUUUUAAUCCUAUCUCUACUGUGUCAUGAACUUGCAGCUGUUAUACAUAUGCAAGAAGGCACUUUCCAUUCAAGUCUCAAAGAGUAUCAAUAAAAUUUUUUCUUUACAUAAGUCUUAUUACAUUUAUUUAAUUAAAUAUUUAUACAUAGUUUUUAGAAAAUAUGUAGGUAGGAUGAAAAUAUUAAUUUUUUUGGUAUUCAUAUUUUUAACUUAGUUUUACAGAAAGUAUACAACAAAAACAUGGAAACAGUUUCUGAUUCUAAUAUACAAGGCUGCCAAGAUAAGAAGGGGGCAGGGGGGGCAGGUCCCAGAGGCCAGACUUUAAUAAUGCCAGCAUUUGCCCUGAUACAGUAAAACCCUCUUAAGAAAAUAAUGGAAAAACCAAACAAAAUGUGCUUCCUAAGCAGUUAAAAUUAUUAAAAGGGCAAAAAUAAUUGUGAUUUUUAUAGGUUAAAUAGUUGCAUUUUUGUAACAGUGUACAGUAUUAAAAUCAUGGAAUUACAUUGCGGAAAGCAAUUAAACAUUAUUAAAACCUCACUGAUACAAACCUGGUGAAAUCUAGGAUUACAUAUACUUUGUAAUUGUGAUAUACUUGGUAAUGUUCAGAAAAUGUAUUUAGUUAAUCAGUAGUGAUUAAAUAGGCAUUUGUUAUUAAUGGAAGACUUUAGCAUGUGAUGCUGUUUUGUUAUACCGUUUCAUUAUUCUUUAUUUCAAAUCUGUGGCUGGAAUGUAGUUCACAGGGGUGGAACUGCUAAGGCUGGUUGAACAGGUGUUACAGAGGGGUGUAUGGAGAGAAAUAUGUCCUACCAGGAAAAGGGAAUCAAAGAGAUAACGUAACGGUCAUUAACUAUAACCUCACCUUGCCCUUGAAGUCUUUGGAGCAAGAGCAUGUUGACAGAACAAAGGAAGUUUUUGUAUUGACUCCAAAAUGCCUGAACCAACAUGGGGCCACUGGUUAUCUUUGUCCUUCCUGGUAGCAUCUGCCAAGGAAUAGCACCAACAUGCGUGUUCAAUUUAAUCAUAUUUAUAUUUUAAUUUCCUUAUCUAUCAAUUUUUUAUAAUCACAAUUUUUUUUUAAAGAUAAAUAAAUGUAUAAACAAUAGUGAGAUAUAACUUUUAAAAUCCUGCCUGCAAUUAAGAAAGUAAUUGUAUAAUCUCUGCCUCCUGCUGCCGCUCGAAUCAGGCUGAUGUGCUACUGUAAUCUUCUAACAUCUAUUUAGUGAUUAUAAAAAAAAAACUCUGUGAAAUAGCUAAAAAUUAGUGAAUAACAAAAAUUUGUUGAUACAAUCAUUUACAAAGAAAUUCAUGAGUUCUAAAUUUCGUGAAAUAUUUUACGUGCUUUGAAACUUAGUUCCCACUGUUAAAUAGUGUUAAGUAAUUUUUUUUAAAUUCAUGAGUCACUAUUUAUUUGGGUCCCUACCGUAGCGGUCAUUUAAUGUAUCAUCCAUUAUAAUUUUGUUUACUUUAACAUAGGUUAACAACAUAAACAAAAUUAUAAGGAUGUAGGUGUACUCACAACUGUUUUUCAAAAUGGGGUGCAAAUAUCUUUAUCCACAUGAUUCGAUGAUUGUAAUUAAUUUGUACCGUGCGUCAUCAAAAAGUAACAAAUUUAUAAAACACACGUCUAUUAUUUACUGUUCACCUACAUGAAAAUAGUGCAUGAUGCACAUGAAGGGAAAACUAAUGAACAGUGAGUGACGUGUAAAAUUGGACAAAGAACCAUAGUUACCGUAAAUGGCCUGAUACAUAUUGUGCAUGUUAAAAGUUACGGCACUGCUUGACCCAAACUCAAAUUUAGCGUGCAAAACAAGUAGUCACGAUGCUCAGAAUGCAUUCGGGCAUGUAAUUGGUUAAGAUUUAUGAUAGAAAACAAAAUCUUUUUUGUUUUAUUAAGUGUUUUUUAAGUGGGAAAAUCUAAUAACCCCAACACGUAUUAAACAAGGGAUGUUGAGGUUAAUGGCAUGGGAAACUUUUGGUGCUUUGUCAGUUAUGCAAUAUGCUCACAUUACAUUUACAGUCAUGGCCAUGGUAUCUUUAUACAAGAAAAUCCACCCAGUCAAAAGUAUUGAUAACAUACUGCACAUUGAGACAAAAAUUUAUGGUUAUAAGUUUUUUUGUUUUUUACUGGAAUUAAAGGGGAGAAGAAACUGCUACAGCAGUAAACUUUAGGUUUGUUACUAAGCAUGGUGGAUUUAACCAAUGUGCAAAAAUUCAGCUUUGGACAUAUUUUAGGUUGAAACAUUUAUUUUCUUAGCUAAUGGUGCAACGCUUAUUCGAGGGCAACCUAUAAGGCACUUGCACACGCACCGGUAUUUUGUCGGUACCGGCUCCGUCAAUGGAUCCGGCAUCGGAAGGGGUUCUCACACACGCACCGGCAAGGCGUAACCGGUAGUUUGGCUUGCAUUUGGAGCAGAAGAUUGUGCAUGUUGUGCCUGCUGCGUUUUGGCCCUAAAUAUUGUCACAACUUUCCCAAAUAAUUCUUAAAAUUAUACUUUAUACAAAGGUUUAGUAAUUUUACAUUUUUGUUGUGUAGUUUUGAAAAACCAUUUACAGUUUGUGUAAUUUUGCACAAAUAUUUCAUUAAAAAAUAACCGAAUGUACACUUGUUAUUCCAAUAACUAACCUUUAUUUAUAAAUGAAAUUACACUUACAAGUGUUAAAUUGUUUAAUGUCCAGUUUUGUAUCAGUACACAGUACUUGUAGGCACAAACAUAUGUCAUUGUAUAAAAGUGAAAAAAUUAUUUCAGAUUAAAUUUAAUAACUAUCCAGAGACUAAAAAAAAUAUUAAAGUUAUAGUGCUUAAUAUCCAUUUAAUUUACUUUACGUUACGAAAGUGGUGUUUUCAUUACACAGUGUCACUAAGUCAAAGAUUGUUUUAAGUGUUUGUUUACUUAAUCUUAAGUGACAAAAUUAAAAAUCACUCUAAAGUACACAUUGUUCAUUAACAGCUCAAAGCUAAAAAAAAUAAAAUAUUUUUGGAAGAUGUGCAAAUUAACAUCAUAUUCAUUGUUAUUUACUCAGUGACACAGUAAAAAUAACAGACAAUUGUGGUAAAUAUACACUGCACACAUAUGUCAAUUUGUAUAUGGCAAAAUAAAAAUACACCAACAGCUAUGAUAUAUUUCUUAAAAUGUAGCAAUUGUUCUUUUACACAGUUACACAUAUUUUUACAGUGUAUAUUAGCAUUGAGAAAUGGUAAAGGAAGUUUCUAUACUCUAGUAUUAAAACUUGAAGGUGACGAAACAACAGUUUUUAACAACAUCCUAAUGAGUACAGCAACAUUUAUCUAUAUUGUGGUGCACAUACAUGAGGCAGCAUUCAAAGCCAAAAGAAUGUCAUGAUAGUAUUAGAUACCAAUUUUCAGAUUAUUUUGUCAGUCCCAAAAAAGCAUUAUUAUGGCAGAAUAACAAAAUAUGAGAAUAGAUGUAAUACUGGUUUCGUUCAAAAAUAGGACCGAUACAUGAAUAACAUCUUACGAAUUACAUUCCAGUCAUUUGUGUAAUCUUUAGUUAACUACAGCACCUAACUUAUAGUAAGGGUAAAUAAAAAAACACACACGCACACACACACACACAAAAUCAUUUUUGUCCACUGAAAUAUAUUUGUUCAUUCUUUUUCUUAAAUAUAAAAACAUGAAAACUCUGUGGUACUUAAAAGGCAUAGCCUGGAUAAAUAUAAAAUUUUGAACAUCUACAGAAAUAAUAUAAAAUACUGGGAUCGCUCACAUUAGUAAAUAAAAUUUCAAUUUUUGUUGCUUGUACAAAUUGUCGUAAUAAUAAAUUCAAAUUUUUGCUGUCGGAACUUAAUUAGUCAUGAUGUUAAUCAUAAUAAAUGGGAAAUGUAGAAUUGCAAUGAAAUCCAUAGAUGUGUUAGGUAUUUCUUACACUCAAGAUUUUUAUAGAAUUUUUUUUUAAUACUUUGUCAAUAUUUCAUAGUAUUUUAUUUGUCUUUUUUUACGGAUCAUAAAUAACGUUAUAAGGCAAGAACAAAUGUCAUGAGAAGAUACUAUUUAAAUUUAUUAAAAUAAUUUCAAUCACUUAAACAUGCUUGUUUUUAUUUGCCCUUUUCAUUUCUUAACAUUUAAGUUCCAAAAAAAAAAAAGCACAACACUUCUCAUGUUUUUUGCUUCUCUGUACGAUUUAUGAAAGUAUCGCUGGCUUUGUCUUAAAAACAUGGUCUGGUUUCUCCAACUCAAUUGGCAUCACAGCAUUGAAACUGAACCUAGCCAUCUCACAGUCUGCGCUGCACUGUGCCAUUGUAUUGUAUUGUAUAGUAUUGUAUUGUAUUGUAUUGUAUUGUAUGAGCGGUCAAUAUACCUGCUGUGACGGCGUGUCUCCCUGCCCAGUGCCGGCCCGGCAUAUCGAGGUCACCCCUGGCUACACUCCGGCAUGCCGGUAGCCUGUCCAUUUUCCCUAUGUCCUGGUCUGUGUGUGCAGCUCUUCGUAACACACUGUUGACUUGUGAGUCAUCCGGUUCUGGCUCCUGUUGUGCCGGUGCAUGUGCAUGUGCCUUUACAGUGAAAAUUAUAGAAUUUUAUGUCUAAAAUUAGAUAUCCACCCCAUAUGCAAGGGUGACCCAGGUAAAUACAGUACCUUAGUUGGGAAGGAGCCUGACAAAAUUAUUUGCUCCCAUGCCCUUAAUUUUUCUUGGCAGUACUACUGAUAUGAUUGUAUACUAAAAGUAUAAUGAUAUUUUACUGAAACACUAUGAAAAUUUUAUAUGAAACUACUGUAUUGACUUCUUAUACUUUUACAGGGUGGCCGGGAAAUCGGGAAAUACGGGAAAUAGCCAGGAUUUCUUAAAAAAACCCAGGAAUACCUGGAAUCAACCAGGAAUUUUUAUUAGAACCGGGAAUUUUUUUUAUGAAGUAACGAUCGCAAAAAUAUACGGCUGUUAAAUGAGCACGUUCACCACCCGUCGAAGCACGACAGUAUGCUCGUGAGCUAUAUUUUGAGAAAGUUAAUUUGUUCAUAUUGCAUUUAAAAACUUUGUAGUACGUAAGAAACCGUUAACAAUUCAGACUUCCAUACUUAUUAUGUUUCUGUAUUCAAAAGCAACAGCAUUUUGGCUGAAAAUGUUGUUGUAGGUUGGUAGUAAUUUCUCGCACGGCAUGUUGGUAGCACUAGUUUUGUGUGUAUAUUUGUUUUUACUUUGCGCUCAUGUUGUUGCGUCACGGUAUCACGGAUACUUUUCUCGAGUUUUUUUAAAAGUUUAGUUGUGCGGGACGUUGUUUUGAAUUUUUUAAUCUAACAUGUAAUUGGCGCAGACUAUCAAAAUGUCAACGAGUUCAGUCACCACAUACAAUGACAAAUAUACGGAAGAGUUUGAAUGGGUGGAGAAAGAUCCAAAGUGCAGGACAAACGCUAUUUGCAAUUUGUAUAAUGUUAAAAUCAAUAUCGGUAGCAUGGAUGGGAAGAACAGCAUUAGCCAGCCACGCAAGAGGGGCAAAACACGUGCGUUUGGUGUCAAGUAAUUUUUGUGACGUGAGAUUAUAAAUUUUUUUGUUGGUGGUAGGUUUUGUUAUAAGCAAGUUCAUUGAUUUAAUUUUUAAGCCUAUAGUUAAGUUGUCUAUUGUUUAACGCCAAUAAAACAUAUUGUGUGUGCUUUGUGUAACAAAAAUACAAAUUGUAUGCAAAUAUUGAUAAAAACCACCCUUGAAAAAACCUGGAAAUAACCAGGAAUUUUAUUAUGCCAGAAGAGUGGCCACCCUGUUUUAAUAUUAAAAUGUUAAAAGUACAAGACAGCAUAAGUUAUAUUUUUCUUACACCUUUAAACAUAAUCUUCAUUACAUAUUUGUAUUAUGUAUAUUCAGGUAAAGGUAGAUAAUAAUUUAAACUUGUUUAUAUCUUUCUUUUUAAGGAACUAGUUUUAGGCAUAUCUAGGUUUAUAAUUUAAUAUUUGAAAUUUUUUUGGAAAGUUAACAUUUUUUUUAACUUGACUGAUGAUAUAGAUGCAUUUAGAUACUUUAUUGCAAAUUGACUUAACAUAUUUAGUAUUGUGACAAAGAAAAUGGCAGUUUACUUACUCAAUAUUUUAUAGAGAAUUUUUAUUGUUUCAUCAUUUUCACCAAUUUUUUUUGUUAUUAUAUACUAGGUGUUUGUAUUGAUAUUACAACUACAAAUGCAGGUGUUUUUUUUUUGUACAGACAGUCCUGUCCUAGAGGUAUAAAUUUGUUAAAUUGUUGUUGCUAUAGUUUAUCAUAUCUCUUAAUUAGUUAUACUAUUACUUAGCACAAAAACUACAGUGAGGGAGGGGGGAGAGUUAGAGAGAGUGCAUGAAGAAGAAGAAGAAGAAGAAGAAGAAAUUCUACAUGAUGCUAAAAAUAUAUGUACUUUGUUUUAACUGCAUGGUGCUUUGUCUCAUUUUGAGUACCAGAACUAGGCCUGUGCGAAUAUCAGUUUGUAGUUUGAAUUGAAUUUGAAUAGUAAGAAUGAUAGCUAGAAUCCCAUUAAUUAUUUUUUUUCACAUCAUGUAACAACUCGUGGAAAAAUACACAAAUAAUAAAGUGAAAGUUUGGUUAGGUUAAGUUAGCUACUUUAAUUAUAUGGAAAAUAUUUAAAUUAUGAAAUAAAAAUUGUGUAUUUAAUUAUGCAGCUAACCUAUCUUAACCUUACCUAACCCAACCAACCAACCAGCCAAUCUUUCAUUUCAGUUUCUAUGAGCCUUAUUUUACAGAAACUGCUACUCUACAUAGUGAUCCAGAAAUUUUUUGCGAACGACAAAGUACAGUGAAAUUGAAUACAAACAUAUUCACAAAAAAUGUGAUUUUUUUUUUUAUUGCUGUACUCACAAAUAAAUUGAUCUCAUAUUUAUAUCUGUAAACCCUAGUUAUUCACGAGUUUUCGCUGUUAAGACAGUCAAGUAAGUUGUUUUUCGAUUCAGCAAUAUUAUAAGUACAAUUUCUGUUAAUUUCAUGUGGAAUCUUUUAACCAUUAUUUAUGUUUGUAUACAUUUGUGUAUUUUUAGUUGCAACGUCUGUUUCAUCAGAUACAUACAGCAAGGAACCUGCUGUUGUUUCACAUGGUGUUAGAUUAAUUUUAACUACACUAGAGUCCCGUUAUAGCGAGGUGUCACGGUUCCGGGUUUGAUCCUCGCUAUAACCGUGUCCUCGCUAUAACCGAAUUGGACAAAUUUUGGCCCCCAAAAAAUAAACAUUAACCGAAAAUAGCAUAAAAAUUGUGUUUAAACCUGUAUAAUUGGAAAAUAACAGGUUAUAUUAACGAAAUCUUAAUUUCUGUGAGCAGAUGUGUGAAUUCUCUUUAAAACGAUACCCCAUAAGUACGGAUGCGAUCACUGAUUGCGUCAAAAUAACCAGAAUACCCUAUCAAGCCGCGUAAGUAUAGCAUCUCAGCCCGCGGCCGACGCAGCAUUGUCCUGCUAUCUAUUGCCGACGCGGGCUGUCUGCUGGCGGCCAUGUUGGUUCGGGAUGUUGCUACAGGUGGUGCUAGUGUAGCGCGACGAUUUAAUUCCUUACAAAAAAGCAGGAGUGCGGCUGCGGCAACGCACGUACGCCUCAAACGUAAUAGUCGCUGGAAAACUAUACUUUUUUUCAUUUAAAGAAACCUGUCAACUUUUUUAGAAAAUAAAUUUGGGAUUAAACUCAAACCAUCACCACCCCUUUCUCGGACAGAUACCCCAACAACUGACCGAAACAAAAGUUACAAGAAAACUGCCCUAGCGAUUCGGAAAUAAAUACGGUAGUGCCGACUAGAGGUGUAAAAGUAACGAAAAAAUGCGUAACCAUAUGUAUUUGUUACUAUAACAAUUAGUACUCGUUACUAUCGUUACGUUACUCGUUACUUCUGAUACCGCAUAACAUGCUAUGUUAUGUUGCAGCAACGAAUCCAGCUGUAUUGCGUACGCGUACAGUAUGACGUCGCAUAAAUAAUAAUAAAUAGAAUAUAAACAAUUAACAAUAUAUGAUAAUUAAUAGUUUUUGUUAACCAAGAAACAAUUAAAUUUCAUUAGAGCGGCUUUUUGAUAUUAUCUCUUUUAAGAUAACCAAAAAAAACACGUGAAAAUACGCGAUUAUAAAAACAAAAACAUACAUAUUUCUAAUUUGUAGAAUACUUUCUUACGUUGUUUCUGUUCCAAUCUCAAACUUUGUCUACACACGGCACAGAUAACUAACGGAAGUUUGAUAAAAGAAAGAAAGGAUGGGAUUCUAUUUUUAAGCCACUCACUUAGGUGGCGACUGCACGGCUGAAUAAUGUGACGCGUCAACGGCAAGAUGUCUAGUGGCGAGCGAGAGGGGUGGAGAUAAAGCAGACAAAUAACAAAAGCGCGCUACAAGCGAUCACGCCGUAAAUUCCUCAAAAAUACCUCGUUAUAGCCGUGUUCUCGCUAUUACCGUGCUCGCUAUAACGAGAUUCUACUGUAUCAAUUUAUAUGAACUUGAAACUAUGACGUUUACUUCUUUUAAUGACCACCGUAAUAGUGUGUCAGUGUUUUGUGUAGUCACUGGUUGUUGAUGUUUAUUUAUCCCCCCCUCCCCCCUAUAUUCUGUUGCGUGUGCCCACUGUAUUUGGUGUGACAAAAUGAAAACAAAUAAUAUUUCGUUUUCAAGUUUUAAAUGAAAAGUUUUUUUUUAUUGUUUCUUGCGAUUUUUCCUUUUGCUGUUUUGAUUAUGAAGUCCCGUUAAAACUUAAAAAAGGAUAUUUAUAUCGCACAGAACUUCGGUAUAUGACUAACACAUGAGGUAACUCGUAAGGAAACGAAUAUUCAUUAUUUUGAAGUGUUGAUAUUUGAGGUCAAAUCAAGUACGAAUACUGUAUUAUUUGUAUUUGUAUGCAAAAAUUUGAAUAUUUGCACAGGCCUAACCAUAACCUUUCAGAAUGGUCAUUAGUCACUCUUUUUUUAUUUUUUUAUCACAAUUGAAAGUGUUCUUACUUAUUGUUGUACACUGCUGUAUUUUUUGCAACAAUAUUCAGUUAUUUCGUAAAUUUUUUACGGUUUAAUUUUUCUUCUUUCUACAUUCGUCCGCAUUCUUAGGGAUACGUGUGUGUGUGUGUCUAUAUAUAUAUAUAUAUAUAUAUAUAUAUAUAAAAGUGCGGCAAAUUAUUAAUCCCAUGCCUUAUUUUUAACUAGAAUUUUUGAUUUAAUAUAGUAUGUACAAUUGUUAUAAAAAAAUUGCCAGCCUCUUUUAGAAAUAUUUAGCAACAAGUUAAAUAAAUAACAAAUACAAAGUAAUACAUACAUGUUAUCAGCCUAUAACUUUAUAUGUGUGAUUAUAUGUUUUUCUAAUUGUUUUAAAUGAGCUUUGCAUGGUUUCAUACGGAACUAAGGUUGUAUUUUCAAAUAACACCUUGUGUUGGUGGUUUUGGAGAGUUGAGGACAGCCUGAGGUUGCAGCAUUGUGUAUGUCGUGUUCUUAGCUUCUUUAGCACACCAUCUGAUCUACUGUAAUUUCCAGCAUAUAAGAUGGGAAUUUUAAGCCAGCUUUUUUUUAUGACAAUUCAUCUUGACAGUUUUUGUGUGAUUGCUUGCAGUCCACAUACACUUGGUGGUACUUACAUUGCCUUCGCACAAUGUUCGAGUAUGGUUUAUAGAAGGAAAGGAGGGUGAGGAAAAACUAGUUUUUAGAAUGAGUGCAUAGCUUGAGCUUUUUUUUUACUACUUUAUCCACACUUACAACAGCCUCAGUAAUAUGGUCUCUUUUUCCAGUUGCAGAAUUUUAAAGCAUGGUACGGUUGGCACUUUGUAAUUCGGAGUUACUCACUUUCAGGUUUUAGGGGGGAUUUGGGAAUUUGAAAUCUCAGAAAUAAAUGGAAAAAAAUUGCACGAAAAUUUUUGAAAAUAUUUUUGCCAGGUAACAAUUAUUUAUUGAUGGGGUUGUAUUGUUGCUACUCUUAAUUUAUACACUCCAGUACUUAAAAAAUUGUAAUACAAUUAAUCUGUGUUAAAUGACUCAGAAAUACUACUUGUGCUUUUGCCUGCCUAGAAGGCAGGUUCUCACAUGACAUCACAGCACAUUGACUUCUUUUACGUACACUUACUCCUUUCUUCCCCUUGCUACCAUAGGAAACCUGCCUUUUCUCACUGGUCUCUCAGUUCCCACACAGAAGGCUACUCUAGUUGCAAAUAACCAUCAAGGCACUCAAAAUGCAUUGCCGCAAAAACAGUUGGUCGAGCACAGCUCAGAUUGCACACCUACACCUGAGGACAUUUUUAUUUGUACUUUUGUAUGUUAUUUUAUGUCUUAAGGUUCUACCUAAAAUUCAAAAAAAAAUUUUUCUCCAUUAAAUAUUUAGGAUGUACCAUAAAGAGUCACACACAAUAAACUUUGUGUGCAUAUCGCUAAAACUUAUGCAUUACUCUGUGACAAAAACUAGAUUUUUUGCAAUAAUUUGGCGUAAGAUAUUUGUGUGUUUUUUUUUUUAAUUUUGCCAGCUAAACAUUUAUCUUAUAAAAUUAUUUAAUAUUUUAAUAUUGAAACAAUCAUAAUAAAUAUUUAAAUAUUUUGGAUAUGAAUGGUGUAUUAGACUUAUGUAUUACAUGAAAAAACUUAAAAAAUAUACACAGGUUAUUCCCGUUAAAACUACAUUCACAUUCACUGAUGCGACAUAAUCGCUAAGCUGAACAUGCCGGAUUAAAGAGCUUUUACUGUAGUUAAAACUGAUCUACUUUUCUUUAUAAAACUGCUGGGUUGACCAUUUCUCUGGUGCUGACCAUUCCCCUUAACUCCACCGCUACUGUUGGCUUGUGAGUUGAGGCUUGUAAUUGAUGUUUGCCCGGCGUCGCAGCCAUCAUCAAGGGCAACUAACGACUGAAGUGUGGUGUUCUGGCUGGCCUUGAUGGCUGCAAUAAGUAGUCAGUCUUAUCUCUCAGAAAGUUACAUGGUGCAGUCUGUCAGUGCCAUUAACUUGUUGGGCCAGUGCACAACUUUUCAUUUUCCUUCCCUGUAAUAGCAGUGAAGCCUUACAUUCAUUUCUUGACCCUGCUAUAGCUCGGAUCUUGGAAGCUUCAAUAGUUCUAGGAUCCCACUAGUGGAGGUGGGGGCGCAUACAGUUGCUAAAGCUACAUUCGCAUAGUUUACUCAUGAAAUGCCACUCGCAAAUUUUGGUGAAUUGCGCUCUCAAAGGCGGUGUUAUGCCACUCUUGUGUCGCAAGUCCAAAGUGCCCUCACAUCUUGAUGUGAAGGUGCAGAUUGACUUUCUGGUCUUAAUUUAUUAAAGAUCACCUUGUGUUAUAUGUUGGAAACUACUCCACUUUGCAUAGCCAAGCCAUUUUUUGAAGCAUUUUUCAGGGAGAAACAUACAUAACCGCUAUAUUUUUAAUUUUGCAUGAAAAUUGCUACAGUAAUAAUAUCUUUCUAAAAAUAAUUGAACAAUUUCUAGACAGUAAGCGUACUUGGAAAAGUACCUAUGUGUUUUGUACAUUCUAACAUCACCAGUGGUUGUGAGAGACUAAGCUACAAGUGCAAAUUUUGUGGUUUUGGUAUUUAUUGUGUAAAUUGUGUAGUAUUUAAGACAACUGCUUGAAUGUAUCUUUGUAAACUAUAUAUUCUAUAAUGAUAUACCUUAGUUGUUUACUUGGUACUAUAUUGGAUUAAAUAAUAUAAAGAGAUGAAAGUUUUGUUUUAAGGUUUUAACAUUUUGUUAGUUAAAAGUAUUUUUAUUGAAUUGUGUUUUAUAUUUAGAAUAGCUUGUAAUCUAUAUUAAAGUUGUAAAAGCAGAAUUAAAUAUACGAAUGCCUCUUGUAAGUCAUGCAUCAAAUGAUCAACUAAAUUUUAAAAUCAUAACAGUGGUGCCCAUCAUGUUUACUUAGAGACUGUAAAUGUGUCAGGAAUUUCCUCAUUAAAAAUAUUUUAAUAGGCAGUGAAAUUCUCAUUCAAAUGAGUUACUGCUUUAGCUUUCAUUUUUUUUUUUUUAAAUAUCUGCAUGAACAGCCAUGUAAUUUUUCAAUGUCAAAAUUUUCCCUAUCAUAACAGUAGUACAUAAUUUGCUACUGUAAAGUGUGUGUAUGGAUUUUUACAGUGAUAAUAGCUUUCUUAUAGAAUUGUAUCACUGCAGUUCCUCUUGAAGAAAUGAUAAAAACAUGUUUAUUUGUACUACAGAUACAUAAAAUAUAUUUUCAGGAAAGUGUACUGGAUAGCUCAUACAAAUAACCUCAACACCUCUUACUUUACUUUCCUCUUGAUUUGUGCUUUUAGAUACACCCUUAUCCUCUGAUCCCAACUGAAUUUACAAUAGUGAAAACAUUUUAAUUUUAAUAAUAAACAUUAAGUAUUUUGUUUGAAAUAUUUACUGCCAUUAAUUUUAUAUGAUUCAUACAUAACACUUCAUUUUGGCAGCACAUUAAAACAUUUUAUCUCAAUUAGGUAGGCUAAAGUAAAUACUAGCUGCACUAAGCACCUUGGUACCUCUGCUGUUAAUGUUUUAGCUGUGGUUGUUAUAAAACUAUAUGUUUUCCAUCAUUAAAAUCAUUAUAAAACAAAACAUACUUAUGGAAUUUUUUUUAUCCAAUUCAAGUAAAAGAUUAUAAUGUAAAUUUUACUGGAAUUGCAAAUCAGCUAGAAUCUUUAUUUCAUUGCUUAUUUCUAUUAUUAUUUUUUAUUUUUGUAGAAAUUGUAGGUAAAUUGGGAUAAGUCCAAGCAUAACUAAUGUUAAUGUUGAUAUGUGAUUAAUUUUUAAUUUUAUUCUUAUUAUGAAAAGUUAGUUCAUUUAAUUCACUUGAUGCAUGACUUUGUGUAAGUCAGAUAUAUAAAUUCAAAAAAUUAAUAAUAUAUGUACUUGAGAAACAAAAUAGUGUGUUCAUUCAGUGAGAGUUGUGAAACUUCAUGAAGCUGGAACAUUUUGGAUGGGACCAUUUGAUAUUUGACUAUAAUAAAUGGCCUACUUUAAUAGUAUGUUUUGCGUAGCUCUUUAAGGUCAAUGACUUUUCAAAGGACUUUUGCCACGUAGUUUAAAUGUAUCUGAAUAUUGAUUAGGUUAUUUACACUUGGCUAACAGAUAGAAUAAGUUAUAUUUUUAAGGUUAAUGAAAUGAUUACUAUGAAAGUUGUCAGUUAAAAAAAAAGAGGUGAACUUUCUGAACAUGUGAGAUAGAUGUACUGGAAUGUGAAAACCGGAGGAGCUUUCAUUUUUGUGUUGGCUAACCUUACGUAUAAGAUGAAUGGGUUUGAAAAAUAAUUUGAUGCAAUACUUAAGUGAAUUAAAAUUUGUGUAAGAGUUUUGUAACAUUUGCAGAAUGGGAUAGUGCAUUUUGCUUUUGAAAUGUUUUAAGUAAACUGGUGAACUUGUAAAUGUGUACAUUGAGAUUGCAGGAGUGAACUGUGUAUGCAGGUGCUUGGGCUUGUGGUUGGCUUGGUUGUAAUGACGCUGCCUGUGGCACUCUGCCCCAAAAUAUUUUCAACACACUUACCCAGUCUAAAAAUUUAUUUUUUAAUUUUUUAUAGCAAAUUUCAACUUCAAAAUUACUAAUUUUAUUUAUAAAAAUUGACAGUAUGAAAACAUGCUGUGAACAUGUGGUUUCAGUAUGUAAAUAGUUCCGAUGUGGGAUAAAAAAAAAAUUAUCAAAUUCUAAAUAGGUGUGAUUACGAGGUGUCAUUCCUCAAUAUAUCGCAUAAAGGCUAAACAUGUUUACAGUACAUUUUCUUUGUGGUGGCAGCUAGUACUAAGAUAAGUUUAGUAUUGCUUUGGAUGAAUGGUUUGUGUGCAUGACACAUUAUUGUAAGUACACCCACCUCUCAAAGUAACAGCCUAAUUCAUUCCAAAAAAAUUGAGCACUAAUCAAAAUGCUAAUUAAAUAAUUUUUUAUAAGAUAGUUUGUUAAUCAAUAUAAUUGGUUUUCCAACUACUGAAAUGUGUUUGUUGACUAUCAUUUCAAUCAAGACACUGUUCCUGUUAAAAUCAAUUUAAAGUGUUAAUGCUAGGUCUAAAUGUGUACAUUGAAAAAAAAAAUAGUUUACAUUUUUAGAAAAAAAAUUGUGUGUACUUAUGUACUAUGGACUAUUUUGAAAUUUAUUGUAACAGAAAUUAAUUGAAUAAAUACUCAGUACUCAACAUUAAUUCAAACAUGUGUAUAAUGCACCCGCCACUAGAAUUCACUACCAGAACAGCUACGUCGACUAUCGAAUCAUUCAAUUUUCAGAGCAAAAGUUUAAAAUAUAAAAUGAAACAUCUCCGAUACAAAUGAAAAAGACUUGAAAAAAUACUAAACCCCGGCUGGACCUGAUUUUUGACAAAGAGUUUUACUAAACUAAUGCCCACCUUGUUAGAAUUCUUUAAAAAGUUAAUACCAUACAGUUUCUGCACACAUUAGAUGUCUAUAAAUAUUUAAGUAUUAAAGGAUAGUUAUAAUAUUUUAUUUUUUAUUACUGAUGUGUAUUCAUAAAAAAUUAUUUCCUAACAAACAUAAUUAAUUUAAUAUUACUUUAAGUUAAAAUAGAGGCUAUAGGCCUACCUAGGAUGAAAUAAUAAAUUAAACAGACUUAGUUGUAUUUAAUAAUAUUAUAGCAAUACAAUAUACAAAUAAAAUGUAUUUGUAUGUAUUUGCUUAAAGCACAAUUUUUCAGAUCCAAUAAUCAGUAAUUUAAAAAAAGUAAAAAAAAAAAAAACUUUCCAUUGCCAAGUUUUGAACCACCUUCCUUAAGCUUAUAAACCACACACUAUAACCACUGUGCUAUGAAGCUUGAAAGUAGAUCGUUAGGAAAAUGUGUAUUAUAUUGUAAUACCAGUAUCUUUAGGUUUUUCAAAAAUUUGAAAUUUCUCUUUACUAUGUCUAUUAUAGUUUACCAAAUAUGUAUAUCCCAUGGUAGUUUCGCUAUCAUAAAGUUUCAUUUGGCACUCUAAUACAUUUGGUAUAUACCCUAAUUUUUAUGAAAGUGACAAUGUAUGGGUGUAUGUUUAUACAUAUAGGUCCGCCAUCUUUCUGUGAAAAUUUUGUUGCAUGUUGCAUGCUGUUACUGUCCUUGUGUGGUUAAAGAAAACUUUAUAUUAAUUUUGUUAUAAAAACUCUGGAAGCUGCUUUCAGUGGGCAAAACAUACAACACUAUACUCAGAAGUACACAAGGGAGAAAUAUUAAAAAAAAAUUUACUUCUUUCAAAAUAGGAAGUAGAAAGUGGUUCGUAUUUGAACUAAUAAAUAAAAUCAAAAAAGAAGUUUGCUUAAAGCUUACCCUUUUUAUUGUUAAUAAUGGUUAUCAUUAUUUUCUUUUGAUAUUUUGGAAAUUAAAAAAUUACACAGAUCAUACUUAAUGGGGCCCCGCCAGCAAAAGUUAUUAAUUACAAACUGCUUAUAAAUGGUACAAAUUUAACAAUCGUGUUUUUUUUACAAAAUAAAAAUUACAUAAAUAAUUUCAUUAAAGUUGAAAUGUUUGUUAGCCCAACUAGUGCGGGACUAUAUAUAAUUUGGUUUAACAAUAUCUGGUUGUUGAUUGUUUGUUGACGGUGACUAGAAGCGGGAGAGACUGGUAGAAUUCAUUCCGGAGGGAACAGUGUAAAUUUAGUAGACUUCCGAGAUAGGCUUGAGUCAGAAAAAACCCUGUGCUCUGGCACCAUAUCUUGGAGCAUUUCUUGAAUCCCACUGGAACAAAAAAGAGGUAUCCAGUGGUCAAUAAUAGGAAAUUAAAGUAAAACAACCAGAAUCAAGAAGUUAGGGCAAAAGUUGAAUAGAGUCAAACAUAGGCAAAAGGGCUUUGAAUUUUCUCUUACCAUUCUGGAUGUGGAAUGAAGAAACUUACUCCCUCAGAAGCUGCACGAAUGCUCGCGGUAGCCACGUGUGAGUCAUGGUAACGAGAUUACCUAGUAAUACGAACUACAAUUACUAGCAGACUAGAAAUUAAAAAAAAAAUAAA
This is a messenger RNA of Bacillus rossius redtenbacheri, 19059 nucleotides long. It is a transcript of the gene PKD, whose product is annotated as serine/threonine-protein kinase D1. The transcript has 17 exons. The coding region runs from base 305 to 2725 and encodes 806 amino acids. Lineage: Eukaryota; Metazoa; Arthropoda; Insecta; Phasmatodea; Bacillidae. Gene Ontology annotation, biological process: protein phosphorylation. The record is from RefSeq and is a predicted model, not a curated record. Gene Ontology annotation, molecular function: protein serine/threonine kinase activity; ATP binding.